Molecule: messenger RNA, 1310 nt
Organism: Drosophila busckii
Lineage: Eukaryota; Metazoa; Arthropoda; Insecta; Diptera; Drosophilidae
Product: melanization protease 1
Exons: 5
Coding region: 76-1245 (389 amino acids)
Biological process (GO): proteolysis
Molecular function (GO): serine-type endopeptidase activity
Source: RefSeq, a predicted model, not a curated record
CAAACUACACGGUUAUCGCUUGAUUCUUAUGGAAACAUAAUUUAAAUUUGGGUUGUUCAACUUUUAAGCAAUAAUAUGAAACUCCUGCUGAUCCUACUGCUACUGCAGUGCACACUCCAGAGCUUUGCUCAAGAGAUCUUCGGAUACUGCUCCACGCCUUCCAACCAGGCAGGCAGUUGCAUUUAUUUAACAGAGUGCCACUACCUGUAUAAUAUUGUACAGCAGAGGGAAAUCUUAGCUAGCGAUCGAGCGUUUCUUAAAAACAGUCAAUGCGGCUAUCGCAAAGACAAGGUGCUGAUUUGUUGUGCAGAUAAUCAAAGAAAGGUAUCACAACCCCAGCCCCAACUCCAACCACAACCACAACCUCGUCGUCAACCCUCUACUCCCACCGGAGGACCAAACUUGCUGCCGCAAGCACCUAACUGCGGAAACUUUGAAGACUUUAAUGAUCGUAUUAUGGGAGGACUGAAUACAGGCAGAAAAGAGUUUCCAUGGCUAGUUCUUUUAGAAUACACCAAGCCCGGAAAUGUUAUUGGGCACCAUUGUGGUGGCUCCUUGAUCAACAAUCGCUAUGUAUUGACGGCUGCGCAUUGUGUGUCUAGUAGUCCAAGGUAUUGGCGGUUAACAGGAGUGCGCCUAGGAGAGUGGGAUACUACAUCCAAUCCGGACUGCACGACGGACCGGGACGGUAAAAGGAAUUGUAAUGACCCUUAUGUGUAUAUAAACGUCGCUGAGGUUAUUCCAUACUCGCAGUUUUCUGCGAAUUCGCCUGAUAUUCUACACGAUAUCGCCCUGUUGCGUCUAGAAAGCCCAGUUACUUUUUCUGACUAUAUCGCACCAGUUUGCCUACCUACAAAGCUAGAGCACAAAGAAAAUAUUUUCCUUGGACGCACAAUGACUGUAUCCGGCUGGGGAAGUACUAAAUUCAAUACUACCUCGAAUAUCAAACAAAAAGCAGAUGUUCUAUCGGUUCCAUUGGCGGAUUGCAGCAAACGCUAUUCAACUCUUCGACAUACUGUUACUGAUUCGCAGAUCUGUGCUGGCGGAGUAGAGGGUGUUGAUUCAUGCCGUGGCGAUUCUGGUGGGCCCUUGGUUGUGGAGGAGUUUCAGGAUGGCAUGGCCAAUUAUUAUCUAGCUGGAGUUGUUUCUUAUGGACCUACACCUUGUGGUAUUGCUGGUUGGCCGGCCAUUUAUACACGCGUUGCAGCAUACAUUGAUUGGAUUGAAAGCACUAUUAGGCCAUAAAAACACCUGUAUAACUAGCGGAAAUAUAUAUUUCGCAGCGCCAGGGCCGGUUCUUGAUAUAUGUU